AAAGCCUGAAGGGAAAACGAUGAAAUCCCACAGAAGAGGCCGCUGGAGCCAGGCUGGGCAGGCGUGCUGACUGCGGGGAGAACUGCAGGCUGGCCUUGCGAUCUGGUUCUCAUGUGGUCCCCUCUGCAGAUGGCCUUGGGAAGAAACAAAGGCCUCCUUGAGGCCCCUGCCUGUGAUGCGGACAGCUCAUUUUCAUUCUGCUGUGGUUUCCCGGGUGGCCUCGUUGAGCUUCACUGUUCUCGGGAGCCCUUUCCUUGGCUACCCUUUGAACAGAGGAGAGCUAUGCAAACACGCUGCGAGGGGCCUUGAGAGCCCGAGGAGGGUCUGCUUUCUGGGCCCCUGCAGAGGGCAGGGGUCGCGGGCUGGUGGCCUGCCCCGCCCAGAGAGAAAGGGCCUUGGCUUCCCCUCAUUCUUCGUUCUGUGUUAGCUCUUUUUAUUGCAAAUAAUUAAUUAAAGUCAGUACAGCAAGAGUGGGAAAGUGGUUAAUGCAAUUGCCAGGUCCAGAUUCAGAGGGAUGAGGCGCUGAAAGGAAAGACAACCUUAGGAUCACUUCCACUUCCUCCACUUCGCGCUGCAUGGCCGGCAAGUUGGCGGCUCUCGCCUGCUCCCAGUUUUCCCGGAGUUGAGUAUGGUUGACUCUGACUGGACCAGGUUGGGUCACGUGUCAGCCCUGAGCCAAUCAGCUUGCCCAGAGAGAUGAUGCGCCCUGAGUGGUGGGUGAACCUGGUGAUAGGCCCCAGAGUGGCCAGAGAGGAAGGGCACGCGCACACCAUAGACGUAGGCGACGUGGUGGACCACAUGGGGGCUGGGCGGGGGUGCUGCUCACCCACCUUGUGCCCAGUGCUUUCCCUUCCCCUUGUCCAUGGUCCCCUAGCUUGGGGAGAAAGCAGGGUGCUUGCUCUACCCGCCAGUGCUGUCUCGGGGCUGCAGGGAGAUGUGGCUGCCCUGCUUGCGGUCUUCACUCCCAACUACCUGGCUUUGCAGAGCUGGAGUCCGCCCUAUCUGGGCUUGGGGGUCUGCUCCCUGAGAGCAUUAUUUGGUGCCCCUCGACUGUGUUGAUUCAGAAAUCUGGGACCUGUUGUUUCUCGACUAAAUAUCUUAUGAGAUCAGUCUUUCUUUUGGAGGCAAACAUUUUCGGAAGUUUUGGAACCAUGAUGAUCUAUGCCUCAGACACUUGUGGUCCCUGAGAAGCUACUGCUGGAAAAAGGGGUCCCCAUCCGGAUCCCAGGAGAGGGUUCUUGGAUCUUGCCGGGAAGGAAUCCAAGGGAACUACUGGAGACCACGUGCCGCCUGGCCAACACGCUGAAGAGGCAUGGAGUCCACCGUGGGGACCGUGUUGCCAUCUACAUGCCCGUGUCCCCAUUGGCUGUGGCAGCAAUGCUAGCCUGUGCCAGGAUCGGAGCUGUCCACACAGUCAUCUUUGCUGGCUUCAGUGCGGAGUCCUUGGCUGGGAGGAUCAAUGAUGCCAAGUGCAAGGUGGUUAUCACCUUCAACCAAGGACUCCGGGGUGGGCGCGUGGUGGAGCUGAAGAAAAUAGUGGAUGAGGCUGUGAAGCACUGCCCCACCGUGCAGCAUGUCCUGGUGGCUCACAGGACAGACAACAAGGUCCACAUGGGGGAUCUGGACGUCCCGCUGGAGCAGGAAAUGGCCAAGGAGGACCCUGUGUGCGCCCCAGAGAGCAUGGGCAGUGAGGACAUGCUCUUCAUGCUGUACACCUCCGGGAGCACCGGAAUGCCCAAGGGCAUCGUCCAUACCCAGGCAGGCUACCUGCUCUAUGCCGCCCUGACUCACAAGCUUGUGUUUGACCACCAGCCAGGUGACAUCUUUGGCUGUGUGGCCGACAUCGGCUGGAUUACAGGACACAGCUACGUGGUGUAUGGGCCUCUCUGCAAUGGUGCCACCAGCGUCCUUUUUGAGAGCACCCCAGUUUAUCCCAAUGCUGGUCGGUACUGGGAGACAGUAGAGAGGUUGAAGAUCAAUCAGUUCUAUGGCGCCCCAACGGCUGUCCGGCUGUUGCUGAAAUAUGGUGAUGCCUGGGUGAAGAAGUAUGAUCGCUCCUCCCUGCGGACCCUGGGGUCAGUGGGAGAGCCCAUCAACUGUGAGGCCUGGGAGUGGCUUCACAGGGUGGUGGGGGACAGCAGGUGCACGCUGGUGGACACCUGGUGGCAGACAGAAACAGGUGGCAUCUGCAUCGCACCACGGCCCUCGGAAGAAGGGGCGGAAAUCCUCCCUGCCAUGGCAAUGAGGCCCUUCUUUGGCAUUGUCCCCAUCCUCAUGGAUGAGAAGGGCAGCGUUGUGGAGGGCAGCAACGUCUCCGGAGCCCUGUGCAUCUCCCAGGCCUGGCCGGGCAUGGCCAGGACCAUCUAUGGCGACCACCAGCGAUUUGUGGACGCCUACUUCAAGGCCUACCCAGGCUAUUACUUCACUGGAGACGGGGCUUACCGAACUGAGGGCGGCUAUUACCAGAUCACAGGGCGGAUGGAUGAUGUCAUCAACAUCAGUGGCCACCGGCUGGGGACCGCAGAGAUCGAGGACGCCAUCGCCGACCACCCUGCAGUGCCGGAAAGUGCUGUCAUUGGCUACCCCCACGACAUCAAAGGAGAAGCUGCCUUCGCCUUCAUUGUGGUGAAAGAUAGUGCGGGUGACUCAGAUGUGGUGGUGCAGGAGCUCAAGUCCAUGGUGGCCACCAAGAUUGCCAAAUAUGCUGUGCCUGAUGAGAUCCUGGUGGUGAAACGUCUUCCAAAAACCAGGUCUGGGAAGGUCAUGCGGCGGCUCCUGAGGAAGAUCGUCACUAGUGAGGCCCAGGAGCUGGGGGACACUACCACCUUGGAGGACCCCAGCAUCAUCACGGAGAUCCUGAGUGUCUACCAGAAGUGCAAGGACAAGCAGGCUGCCGCUAAGUGAGCUGGCACCUUGUGGGGCUCUUGGGAUGGGCGGGCACCCAAGCCCUGGCUUGUCCUUCCCAGAAGGUACCCCUGAGGUUGACGUCUUCCUGCGUCCCAGAAGCAGCCCCCACCCCACACAUGACCCACAACACCCUCACGUGAAGCUGGGCUGAGAGCCCUUUCUCCCAUCCAUUGGAGGUCCCAGGAGUGUCACCCAUGGAGAGGCUAUGCGACAUGGCUAGGGCUGGUUCUGCCAUCUGAGUUUGGUUUCCUGGAAUGAAAAGGCGUUGCCAUCUCCAUUCCUCUGCCCUCUUGAGCCAGCACAGGAAGGUGAGGCCCUGGGAUAGCGUGCCUGCUCAGAUAACACAGAGCUAGUUAGCUAGUAGCAACCGUGUUUUCUCCAGAUCUGUCUAGAUACAAAGGUCAGAAAUCUUAUUUUUAUACUUUUAUAUUGUGGAAGAACAGCAUGCAACACUCACAUGUAGUGUGUGGAUUUACUUGAACAUGUUCUUUUUAACAUGUAGUUAUGAAAAUCUCCUUUUUUGCCUCUACUGGUGAGGAAACAUGAGGAUCAGAGGCCACAUUUUUAAUUAUUGUUAGUGUAUUUGGAAGUCUGAAUUGGAGAUGUUUGUACCUCUGUCUAAACAGUUCCCUUGAGAACUUCCAAGCCUCCGGCAUCUUUUCCUGGUGAGUGUUUCUCCUGUGCUUGGUUGUGUAUAAUGGAGCUAACUCCUAAGCGGUGGGGUGAAUGUGGCCACCUUAGUUCUGAAGCUACACCAGUUAUGUUCUGUUUCUUCAAGCUGUGAUCCAGAAAGAUUUUUGUGCCCCCAGAUGCCUCUUGAUAGGAGAGGCAACAUACUCCAAAUAGUUGGGUUCUUCAGGGAAGCUAUUAGAAACUCAGGUGACUUGUUAGAGCACUAACUUGGUCAGAGCCAAAUCCUGGCAAACGCUGCCUGACCUUCACUCUGUGGUUGUGGCGGUGAGAACCACUGAGGUCCAAUGAUGAGACUUGGAGGCCUGGAUCCAGUCUCUCUUUGUUUUAAUGUGACUUAGGUGCUGUCAACAUUAGCAAGAUAAUGGAAAUCACGACGCCAGUGGGUGCUUACCUCCCUGCUAGGCAUGCAGGGGCUGGCGGUUGGCAGGGGAAGGAGGCCCAGUGAGCCGGGUCCCUUAGGGGAGGGAGAGUUUGUCCUCUUUGCCCCACAGUCUACCCUUCAGGGCCUUGUGGCAGUGCCAGUGUUCGGGGGGUGUCUGGGCUACUGAGUACCCACUUGGUCGUGGUUGUGCUGGCCUCUUGGGUGAGUGAGCCUGUGAUGCCCAGGAGGUGGUGUUGGCUGCAGCGCACACAAAUACUGAGUGGUGGUCUUUUGUUACAGGCUUAGCAACAAAGCUGUGCCCUGGGCAUGGGGGGCUGUAGUGUAGCUACAGUUGUACGUUUGUGAAAUGGCUUAGCUUUCCAUGUUGCUGAGAGGAACCUGGACAUGGUCCCGGGCAUCUGAAUGAUCUGUAGGGGAGGGAGUUCAAAUAAAGCUUUAUUUUGUUCA
Gorilla gorilla gorilla (western lowland gorilla) is the source of this 4429-nucleotide messenger RNA. RefSeq names its product acyl-CoA synthetase short chain family member 1 (gene ACSS1). Gene Ontology annotation, cellular component: mitochondrion. Gene Ontology annotation, molecular function: acetyl-CoA synthetase activity; AMP binding. Bases 1162 to 2904 code for a protein of 580 amino acids. The record is from RefSeq and is a predicted model, not a curated record. NCBI's taxonomy places the organism in Eukaryota, Metazoa, Chordata, Mammalia, Primates, Hominidae. The transcript has 13 exons.